Messenger RNA from Drosophila erecta, 265 nucleotides. RefSeq lists its product as uncharacterized. The transcript has 2 exons. NCBI's taxonomy places the organism in Eukaryota, Metazoa, Arthropoda, Insecta, Diptera, Drosophilidae. Bases 8 to 265 code for a protein of 85 amino acids. The record is from RefSeq and is a predicted model, not a curated record.
GCUAAAGAUGUCUCCUAAAUUCGCACUUGCAAUCCUGCUCCUCAGCUGCGUUUUCCUAGGAAUGGCCAAUGCCCAGCUAAACAGGGUCCAUCGGAAGAGUGUGCUUUAUCCCGCGCGCCCUAGGAUGAAUGGGGAAAACCCUUUGCCGCCAAAUUUCCCACCUGAGACUCCUGAAAGCAGUGGUGGUUUGACAACCGUGGACUGCACGCCCAAUCUUCUGGCCAGUAACAUCCGGGAUACCAGGAAACCUAAGCCCAAGCUAUAG